Kockovaella imperatae is the source of this 1890-nucleotide messenger RNA. Its product is annotated as Dfp1/Him1, central region-domain-containing protein. Gene Ontology annotation, biological process: regulation of cell cycle phase transition; positive regulation of nuclear cell cycle DNA replication. Gene Ontology annotation, cellular component: Dbf4-dependent protein kinase complex; nucleus. Gene Ontology annotation, molecular function: protein serine/threonine kinase activator activity; nucleic acid binding; zinc ion binding. NCBI's taxonomy places the organism in Eukaryota, Fungi, Basidiomycota, Tremellomycetes, Tremellales, Cuniculitremaceae. The transcript is spliced from 4 exons. Bases 1 to 1890 code for a protein of 629 amino acids. The record is from RefSeq and is a predicted model, not a curated record.
AUGGAGUCCAGCAAGUCAGCCAUCGCGGAUGCUGUGUUUGCUCCGCCUGGUCCACAAGAAAUUCUGUUAAAACGCGAUAUUCUAUCUCCAGUACGGCUGAACAGUCUGGGUCAGCCAUCGAUUAGCUCGAAGCUACUGCAUCCUUCUAAACCUUCUCGUCUAUCGCUUCAUCGAUCCGUCCCAAAGCCAGCUCUCGUCCCCGACGUGUUCGCGGCGGUGUCAGCUGAAUCUUCUUUUUCCUCUCGCCCAUCUUCAACGACAGUCGCAAAUGCGAAGCGCGUAAACGAUGCUGGCAGCUUACCUGCGUCGAAGAGAUCAAAGAUUGAUAAAGGACAAGUCGAAGUCUUCACCGGGAAGCACAAGGCCGAGGAAGAAAAAUGGAAAUCGAAAUGGAUUCGAGCAUUCCCAUCUUUGGUCUUUCACUUUGAAGUCGGAGCAGAUGCUUCGCAGCGAAAAGGUUUGAUAGCCAAAGUGACAAGUAUGGGAGCCAAAGUCGAUCAGUUCCUCUCCCGGAGCACGACACAUGUCAUCGUCAAGUCAAUCCCCUCACCUUCCAAGGGGAAAGCCAAACUCGAUAUCGUUCGGAAAUCCAUACCACCACGGGAGUCGCCAAAGAAUCCAUUCUUGGAUGACACUGGCGCGACCGAACUAGUGAAAAAAGCGGAAGCGCUGAACAUGAAAGUGUGGACUGAAGAGAAACUACGCAGCAUGCUAACCAAACUCGCACCGGAUCAAGUGACUGCAACCGAUUCUUUGCGCACUUUGCUAGAGGACGAAAAGAUACACGGGACACGAGAGAGGGACCUCAAUGCUCCCAGGCCCGACUUUUUCUACUUCAAGCCGGGAUCUCGGUAUCUGCUUGUAGAGGACGCCACAGCUCGUCACCGGACAGUCAUGACGAAGGAAUACAGCGCUGUCCCGAAAGACGGUGCCUACGAAUGGCCAGUCCUGUUCGAAUCCUUCCUACGACCAUCUUCCAGCGUUGCACACUGCACCUCAUCCGCAGAAGAGAUUCGUGACCGUGCAUGGUCAUUGUAUGUCGACCGAAAACCGUAUAAAGGCGAAGAACCUCCAGACCUGGAUCGCCAGACAAGCAUGUCGAGCCGUGCAGUCGCUACACCAGAGCCUUCAGAACUUGCGCCGUAUCUUCUCGCUUCUGGAAACUCUGUCACAAUCACCUCCAAUAUCGCUUCCACGUCAGCCACCAGUAAUUCUCCUGGAAUCUUCACCGGACCUGGGUUCGGGCCAAAGGAUCGAGCAUUGGCACAGAUGAGCAAACGCAUCCAGGUUCUUAAAGGCAACGCUCAUCUGGCAGCUACGAAGCGCCGAGCCUCAGAGCUUCAGCUAGCUUCAGCCCCAUCAAGCAUACGUGUACCGUCGCAACCUAAUAUCGCCCCCAAAAAGGUCUUCAUGACGCAGGAGCAAGUCUUAAAAAUGCUUCAGCAGAUCAAGGCCCCCGUCAAUGAAAAGCCUGUAUCGCGUGAGAAGCGAAUCGAGAAUCAUGAGAAAGUGUAUUCGGGUCUUCACGGAAGAGACCAGGAAGUAGCUGCAGGAUAUUGCGAAAACUGUCGGGUGCGAUACACUGACCUGUCUGUGCACAUCACCUCGAAGAAACAUCGGCGCUUUGCCACCGAUCCCAGCAACUUUGCAUCCCUUGACGAACUCCUCAAACUUCUCGUUCGGCCACUAAAUCCCGCCGUCUUCUCACAGCUGCCGCCCGUGUGCGUGACUCCACAUGGCAAGGACGACUUGUGCGACAUCUGCACCACCGGUCAAUUCUUCUCAUCCCAGUCGUCACAAUCGAUAGGGACUGAAGUCGACACGGAUAAUGACAGCCAAGAUUACGCUAGUCAAGGCAGCUUUGACGACCUGAUUGUCGACGACUCAUGA